UUUCCGUUUCCAGCAAAUUCUACAGCACAUCCGCAGCUAAACGAGAGUAGGAAACGGGCCUGUCAGUCAGUCGUUAACGGUUACCGGUGGCGCGGUCUGCUCUCUCUUCCAACGAUACUACAAGUGUGAGGCUACAGUUAUCUAACUAUGGCAAAGUGGGGAGAAGGGGACCCUCGUUGGAUUGUGGAGGAGAGAGCAGACGCGACUAAUGUCAACAAUUGGCACUGGACUGAACGUGAUGCUACUAACUGGUCUUCAGAUAAACUCAAAUCCCUUCUGAUGGGCGUGAGAGUGGAGAAUGAGGAGGGUAGUGGUGAAGUGACUGAGGUCAGCAAGGUUGAAGGGGAGGCCUCUAUCAACAAUCGCAAAGGGAAGCUUAUCUUCUUCUAUGAGUGGAACCUGCAGGCUACGUGGACAGGAGAGUCAAAAACGGGAGUCAAGUACAAAGGCAGCAUUGAUGUACCAAACCUGUCUGACGAGAAUGACAUGGAAGACCUUGACAUAAGUGUGUCGCUGAGCAAAGAUGAGCCGGACACUCCUCUGCUGGCUCUGAUGAGAAGCACAGGAACAGAGAAGAUCCGCACAGUGCUUGGGAGCUACGUCGGCUAUCUAAAAACAGAGUUCACUCAGGGCAUGAUCCUGCCCACGGCCAAUGGCAUGUUCCAGCAUACCUCACAGCCCAGAGCCAGCGUGAACAAAACUCAGAUUGGCACCAGCAGCUCCACCCCCUCUGCCCACGCCGGGGUGAAGAUCCCCACCUGUAAAUUCAGCCUGAAAGAGACAUUCCUUACUUCUCCACAGGAGCUGUACAGAGUAUUCCUCAACCAGGAGAUGGUUCAGGCAUUCACCCACGCUUCUGCGAUUGUGGAGGCAGAGAAGGGUGGAAGAUUCCGUAUUCUGGAUGGGAACGUGAUUGGUGAAUUCCAGGAUCUGGUGCCUGAGGAGAGGAUAGUUAUGAAGUGGAGAUACAACACCUGGCCAAGUGAGCAUUAUGCGACGGUGACCCUGAGCUUGUCGGACCGCGGCAGUGAGACGGAGCUGGCCCUGUGCUGCCGGGGUGUCCCCGAGAGCGAGGAGGAGAGGACCAGGGAGGGGUGGCAGAGACACUACUUUGACUCCAUCAAACAGACUUUUGGAUACGGUGCACGGCUCUACUGAAGACCAUUAUUGUAUUAUGUGUUUUGGGGGGGACGGGGGGACGGGGGGUAGGGUUAAUGCGCAACAUUUCUAACUGAAAGGUUAUGGUAUUGAUUAAAGCGCAAAAAGACAGUAGCUGUAUAUAAAUAAAGUAUUUGAAUUUUAGAGGUAAUUUCCCACUGCUGUAAGGAACAUAAGGAGCUUUGUCUCAAAAGCAGCAGAGGGAAGACUGACAUGAUUCAAACCACUAAAUGAAUUGGUAUCAAGAUUUAGAUAUUUAGUUAUUACAGGGAACAAUAGUUUGGUUGUUGGUUUUUGUUUGAUCAAAAUGUCAUGCUUGUUAUUUUGAAAAUAAAUGUUAUUUUUACUCAUCUUU
Molecule: messenger RNA, 1513 nt
Organism: Osmerus eperlanus (European smelt)
Lineage: Eukaryota; Metazoa; Chordata; Actinopteri; Osmeriformes; Osmeridae
Product: activator of 90 kDa heat shock protein ATPase homolog 1-like
Exons: 9
Coding region: 148-1158 (336 amino acids)
Biological process (GO): positive regulation of ATP-dependent activity; protein folding
Cellular component (GO): cytosol
Molecular function (GO): ATPase activator activity; protein-folding chaperone binding
Source: RefSeq, a predicted model, not a curated record